CGCUCAAGCUCUUGCCUCCCGAUCUUCAUAAUGUCUGUCACGACUAUCUUUCGACCGUACUGUAUAUUUGACGAAAUAUCUCCAGGCCACCUAAAGGAUCCAAGGGGAAGAAAGUCGGUGCAGCCAGCAAUGCCGACUCUGGGGCAUCAACCCCGCAAGCGCCGACUCUGAGUGAGAAACUGUCCUACACAAACGCUCCCCGGCCAUUCAAGAAUCCCGCAUACAACAAAAACGUGAAUAGAAGAGCCAAGAACGUGAAGAAUGUCCUCGCGCAGGAGCGGGAACGAGAACGACAAGAACGCGAACGGCGACGACAAUUGAAGGAGGAGAAGAUGGACGUAGAUGGAGAAACCGCACAACAGCAAGUUGAUGUGCUCGAGGAGGACCUUCCUUCCUAUCUUUCCAUCGAGGCUCCUCCUUCUCUAUUACCACAGAAACACUACUGUGAUAUUACUGGACUUGAGGCACCAUACACCGACCCAGCAACAGGUCUGCGAUACCACGAUAGAAGCGUAUAUGACUUGAUCAAGGGCUUGAGCGCAAGUGCUGCGAAGGAAUAUUUAGCUACGCGUGGCGUUAACCCCAUCGUCAAAUGACGGUCUAUCGUUUUCUGGGAUAUCAUUCCAUGACAGUACUUUCUGAUAGGGUUUUGUCUAUGGUCGAUGCUUUGUGGUAAAAUCUAACCACUGACUGGCUGAUGGCCCG
Molecule: messenger RNA, 705 nt
Organism: Stereum hirsutum FP-91666 SS1
Lineage: Eukaryota; Fungi; Basidiomycota; Agaricomycetes; Russulales; Stereaceae
Exons: 5
Coding region: 333-596 (87 amino acids)
Biological process (GO): chromatin remodeling
Cellular component (GO): Ino80 complex
Source: RefSeq, a predicted model, not a curated record